Molecule: messenger RNA, 911 nt
Organism: Purpureocillium takamizusanense
Lineage: Eukaryota; Fungi; Ascomycota; Sordariomycetes; Hypocreales; Ophiocordycipitaceae
Gene: VPS28
Product: Vacuolar protein-sorting-associated protein 28
Exons: 3
Coding region: 74-790 (238 amino acids)
Biological process (GO): protein transport to vacuole involved in ubiquitin-dependent protein catabolic process via the multivesicular body sorting pathway
Cellular component (GO): ESCRT I complex
Molecular function (GO): protein-containing complex binding
Source: RefSeq, a predicted model, not a curated record
CACAGCGUCAUCGCGACAUUGCGUAUACCACCCCCCCUCGAGUGAGCUCGAUGCAGCUCCGCAACCCGCCACCAUGAUGCCCAGACAAGGCUAUGCGCCUACGCCGCAUAGCUACGUUCCUAACACGAACCUCUCGGCGACCAUCAACCUCGACGAGGAAGUGAAGCUCACCAACACCCGCGCCGAACGCGACCUGCAAGACUCCCUCGCGGAGCUCUUCAGCAUCAUAGUCACACUCGAUGAGCUCGAAAAGGCCUUCCUCAAGGACGCCAUCCCCGAGGCCGAGUACACGGAGAUUUGCGAGCGCUCGCUGCGCCAGUACAAGGCGUUGCUGGCCGACGAGGGCAUAGCGCGCGAGUUUGAGGGCCUGGAGGAGUUCAAGGCCAAGUGGGAUCUCGAGGCCCCCCGCGCGACCGAGCGUCUCCGCGUCGGCAUGCCCUCCACCACCGUCACGGCCUCGUCCUUUUCCGCAGCGCCCGCCGCCCCCACGGCCGCAAACAACACGAGCGGCGUGCUGAUCCUCGAGGCGACGCAAGAGUUCAUCACCUUCCUCGACGCCGUCAAGCUCGGCAUGCUGUCCAAGGACCAGCUCCACCCGCUGCUCUCCGACGUGAUCCAGUCGGUCAACCGCGUCACCGACCAGGACUUUGACAACCGCGGCAAGAUUGUGCAGUGGCUCAUUACCCUGAACCAGAUGCGCGCUACCGAGGAGCUGAGCGAGCAGCAGGCGCGCGAGCUCGAGAUGGAUAUCCAGCAGGCCUAUCAAGGGUUUAGGAGAACCUUGACAUGAUGGAUGUCUAUUUUCGCGGACGGGGGGCGCAUAUGUACACAUGCAUAUAGCGGAUUAGAUUUUGCUUUGGGGGUUUACUUGUACAGCCCUGCGUCCAUGAACAAUGAAUGCCGCCUUCAAC